CCACAGCCGCCCGCCAUGGCAAAGCGCACGAAGAAGGUUGGCAUUGUGGGCAAGUAUGGCACGCGGUACGGCGCGUCCCUGCGUAAGAUGGUGAAGAAAAUCUAGAUCAGCCAGCACGCCAAGUACACGUGCUCCUUCUGCGGCAAGACCAAGAUGAAGAGGAGGGUGGUGGGCAUCUGGCACUGCGGCUCGUGCACGAAGACCGUGGCAGGAGGUGCAUGGACCUACAACACGACCUCGGCUGUCACAGUGAGGUCUGCCAUCCGCCUGCGUGAGCUGAAGGACCAGCGAGGGACCCUUCCCACACUGCUCACACCACCGUCCUAACACACCAGGG
Messenger RNA from Petromyzon marinus (sea lamprey), 337 nucleotides. The record is from RefSeq and is a predicted model, not a curated record. Lineage: Eukaryota; Metazoa; Chordata; Hyperoartia; Petromyzontiformes; Petromyzontidae.